AUGGCAGCGCAAGAGCCCGUGAAGCGCCCCCGGCUAUCGGCAUGGAAGGUUCUGGCAGUGCUGUCGCUGCUGGUGCUGUUGACGCCCGUGUGGAUCGCGUACGGAUGCCUGGGGGCGCUUUUGACGCUUCCGUCGCGCACGAUUGCCAAGACCGGGCUGCACUUCCUGGCUGUGCUGGGACUUUGGCUUCUAUUUCAAGUCUUCCUUACCGAUGUUGAAGGGGGAACAGACGACAAAUGGACAAAGCUGGCGCUGGCGGGAUGGCUUGUUGCGCUGCUGCUAGCCCAGCGGAAGUUGGAUCAACUGCUGGUAUUUCACCUCAGCCAGAAGCCAGAGGAACGCCGCAUGGAUAUCGUUGGCAGUAUGCUGCUGGCAACGUUUGCUAUUGGUGCAGCAUCUUUGUGGAGACCAAGUAUUGAUAAUUUCGAGGAUCUUUCAAAGCACUACGACGUGUGGGAAUAUGUAAAUGAGCUAAUGGUCGAGGCAUUGGAGGGCUGGAGAAAAGAGCUGAAGUUCGACAAGUUUUACCUUGGCGGCCACUCGAUGGGAGCUAUGUUUGCUACCUCAUACGCUGUGAAGUAUCCAGGUCAUGUCGAGCAUCUAGCGCUGAUUUCCCCCGCUGGAGUCGGCCACCCACCAACAUCGAAAAAACUACCACUCGGACUUCGAGUUUUCCGCUCUAUUUGGAAUCUGCGACUGACCCCAAUGAGUGUCGCGAGGUAUGCCGGUCCCUUCGGUCCACGCUUGUUGCGCUUCAGCACAUCUGUGCGCGUAGGUGUGAUGCCCGAGACGAGCUGUAUUCGCCGCGGACUGAUCCCACAAGACGCGCUGGCCGCCUACUGGUACAACAAUUGGGCUCUAGAGAAAUCUGGUGAGAUCGCAAUGCAUUCGCAUUUGCUGCCUGGUGUAUUUGCGAAGAGGCCGCUUUGCGAGAUGCUCACGCCGGAGAGCAUCGAAAUCCCCAUCACUUUCAUCUACGGCGGCGGGCCCGACUGGAUGAGCUCAAGCCACGGCGAGAAGGUCGCAAAGGCGUUCGAGGGCAAGCAGACUGUGGAGGUCCUGCUCGUGCCGGGCGCGGGACACCAGCUCUUCAUGGACAACGCGCCCGCGUUCAACGAGCUGCUCCUCGCGGCCCUCCUAAGGUACGGUGCUGAAGCGGUGCUGCUCGCUGCAGGUGUGGCGACGGAGGGCCGACUGUGGCACUGGGUGCCUGCCAGCUAUUCCAAACUCGAGGAGGCCGAGCGCAAGAUUCUCACACGAGCCAUUCCGACGCCGUUCGAGAUGAAGAAGGUCGCGCAGCUCGGCACCGUGGUGGUCCCCUGUUCGGACGAGAAGAAGCGCGUCAAUGCAAAGAACCUCGUGUUGAUUCACGGCUUCGCUGGUGGCAAUGCAGUGUGGGCAAUGAACUUGGAAAAACUGUCCCAGCACUUCAACGUGUAUGCGGUAGAGUGGAUCGGUGUUGGCCGCUCGGAUCGACCGGACUUCAACUUCAAAGAUUACGAUAGCGCCAACGACUUCAUCGUGGGGUCGUUUGAGAACUGGCAAAAGGAGAUGAAGUUGGAACAGUUCGAUCUGUGUGGCCAUUCCAUGGGGCACCUGGUAUUAGCGUCUCCAGCGGGGAUGCCUCACCCACCACCACCCCCCGACCCGAGUACAGAAGAAGGAAAAAUUGCCAACCGCUCGUGGUUGAGGCGCAUGGUUUUCUCGGCGUGGGAGAACGGAGUAACGCCGAUGUCCCUGGCUCGCUUCGUAGGUCCCUACGGCCCCAAGCUGGUACACAACGUGGUUCACCGUCGAGCCUCGUUCAUGUCGGAAGGAAGCGCUAUGCGUGACGGCCGUGUCGACCUUACUGAGUUGGCCGAGUACAUUUACCACAACUGGGCACUCAAACCAAGCGGCGAGCGCGCCAUGACCACACACCUGGCUCCAGGUGCACACGCAAUUCGUCCACUGGUGGACCAACUGCUCCCUGAAAAGGUGAAAAUGCCGCUCACGUUCAUUUACGGCGAGUACGACUGGAUGGACUACCGCCAUGGACAGGGUAUCGUAGAGCGAUUCCAAGAGAAGAACCGAGCUGCUGAGCUUUACCGUGUGCCGAACGGAGGACACCAAAUGUUCCUGGAAAACCCGGACGACUUCAGCCGUAUCCUGAUCGAGAGUCUAGACAAGUAG
Phytophthora sojae is the source of this 2172-nucleotide messenger RNA. RefSeq lists its product as hypothetical. Bases 1 to 2172 code for a protein of 723 amino acids. The record is from RefSeq and is a predicted model, not a curated record. Lineage: Eukaryota; Oomycota; Peronosporomycetes; Peronosporales; Peronosporaceae. The transcript has 11 exons.